Molecule: messenger RNA, 1200 nt
Organism: Loa loa (African eye worm)
Lineage: Eukaryota; Metazoa; Nematoda; Chromadorea; Rhabditida; Onchocercidae
Product: trehalase
Exons: 9
Coding region: 1-1200 (399 amino acids)
Biological process (GO): trehalose catabolic process
Molecular function (GO): alpha,alpha-trehalase activity
Source: RefSeq, a predicted model, not a curated record
AUGUCAACUUAUAAAAGGUUCGGAUUUGUACCGAAUGGCGGACGUAUUUAUUAUUUAAGACGUUCACAACCACCAUUUCUCAUCCCAAUGGUAUAUGAGUAUUACGAGGCCACAGAAGAUAUCAAGUUUGUUCGAGAAAAUUUCGAUCAUCUCGUGAGAGAAUAUGAAUUUUGGGUGCAGAAAAGGUCAGUGAAAGUAGAAGAUAAGAAUGGAAAUAAACAUAUUGCAUAUCAGUAUCGUACUACUUCAAACGUGCCUCGUCCGGAAUCUUUCCGAGCUGAUAUUCAAGCUGCUCUAGAAAUCGGAGAAAAUGAGAGACAAAAAUUUUUUCAGAAUAUUGCAUCAGCGGCGGAAUCCGGAUGGGUCUUUUCGUCACGGUGGUUUAGAGAUCGAAAAACAAUGAAAACCAUUGAAACAACUAAUGUUUUACCAGUCGACCUUAAUGCAUUACUUUGUUGGAAUGUCAAUAUUCUCAAGUAUUUUGCUAAUAUUAUUGGUAAUGCGCAGAAAGCAGAAGAAUUUGAGAAAAAGGGACGAGAUGCUUGGAAAACCUUAAAUGCCAUAUUUUACAACGAUACAGGGAAAGCUUGGUUUGACUACAAUUUGCGCACCAAAUCGCACGAAGUCUUAUUCUAUCCUACCGUUGCGAUGCCUCUAUUCACAGGCUGUUACACAAUGUUGGACUACGACAAAUCGGCCAAAGUUAUUAACUUUAUGAACCGAUUGCACGUCUUUGAUUAUCCAAGUGGUAUACCAGCAAGUCUAAGUAAUACUGGGCAACAGUGGGAUUUCCCGAACGGUUGGCCUCCCCUGCAGCAUAUAAUCAUUGAAGGGAUGCGAAAAUCCGAUAAUCCAGAAGCUCAAGAAAUGGCAUUCAAACUAGCACGAAAAUGGAUAUUAGCCAAUUAUAAGAUUUAUAAUACAACCAAGAAAAUGUGGGAGAAGGUUGAUGUCAAUGGAACCAUUCCCAAGCCAGGAGCUGGCGGCGAGUAUGAUGUACAGGAUGGUUUUGGAUGGACAAAUGGUGCUAUCCUGGAUCUUCUUGUAACUUAUCGUGACCGAAUGACUAUUCGAGGCACUGACCAGAGUAUCUCUCAUAGAUCUACUAGACCAUGUCGUAGUGAAGCAUAUCACAUCCGUCACGACACAAUUAUAUUCAUAACACUUAGCGUCAUUGUUUCUUAUUUCUUCAGCUGUUAG